GGUUUGAUUGCAGAAAACAAACCAGAAGAAAGCUUUUGCUGACAUUUGUUUGAGUUCUCUCUGGCUACUUGGAUAUGAACAAACUAACUCUCCUCUCACAACCCAACAGCAGACUUUGUCUUUGACAACUAAGAGAGAAACUCUUCAAGCAAGGAUCUCUUGUCUUGUUUUUAGGUUACGGAUCACUUAGUUUUACGUUUCUCUUUUGCGUCAUGACUUCUAGUUAUGCACAUGUAAUGGAUAGGCAAGCCACAAUAUCAAACCGCCUGGAGAAUGCCAUCACGUCUAACCUGGACAACUUUCAAGCCAAAAAGAACUUCUCAGUUAGCCACCUGCUGGAUCUGGAAGAAGCUGGGGAAAUGGUUGGCAACCAGGCAGAAGACAGCGUUGGGGAAGCUGGUAGAAGUACACUCGAGUCCCCAGGACUGACCAGUGGAAGUGACACAAACCAACAGGAGAACGAGCAGAUGAACACAGAGGAAAAGAAGAAGAGGAAGCAGCGCAGGAAUAGAACCACCUUUAACAGCAGCCAGCUCCAGGCUCUCGAGCGAGUGUUUGAAAGAACGCACUACCCUGAUGCCUUUGUCCGAGAAGACUUGGCCCGCCGGGUUAACCUUACUGAGGCCAGAGUGCAGGUCUGGUUUCAAAAUAGGCGAGCUAAGUUCCGUCGGAAUGAGCGUGCUAUGCUGGCCAGCAAGAAUGCUUCGCUCCUGAAAUCCUACUCAGGAGAGGUUACGGCAGUGGAGCAACCGAUUGUCCCACGCCCAGCACCACGCCCAAAUGAUUAUCUUUCCUGGGGUAGCACUGCUUCGUACAGUGCCAUGGCCACCUACCCACCAACUUGCUCCAACACUAACACAACCCAGGGAAUGAACAUGGCUAACAGCAUUGCCAACCUGCGGCUGAAAGCAAAGGAGUACAGCUUGAACCAAGUGCCCACAGUCAACUGAAGGGUGGCGUGCAGGCAUAUAAAUUAGGGGACCCUCACAACCACUCAACCCCCCACAUCAUCAUCAUUUGGAUUGAGCUUCGGCCGACAUAACGUGGAUCAUGUUUUUCCCCCCUCCCUUUUUCUAUUAGAAAUUAGGUGUGAUAACAUUUUGCCAUGAGAUGCAAAAUGCAGGACAUCAAGUGAUGUUUCACUCCGAAACUUUGUUUGUCUUACAAACCGCUUUUUAUCCGGAAACAUCUAGACCAGAUGUUGUAAUCAAAUAUGUGUGUAGUUUUGUUUUUGUGACUGAUACAGAGGCUUUUUUCCCUAGAUUUUUAUUUUAUCAUUGUUCUAUCCAUAUUAUACCAAUGACAACCAAAUGUUUUCAAUUAAUUUUGACUUUCAUGUAAUUAUUCAAGAUACAGAAGAGGCUAUUGUGUUAACCAGUAGAUCCUCUUGAUUUUCUGUCAUAUCAUUUAUUUGUAACAGAAAACAAACAUGUAUAUUAAUGAAUAAAUGUAUUUCAAGCAAUACAUUACAGUCUACAAUUCAGUUAGUCCAAUUACAGGUUAGCUACAAUUAGUGAAGGUCUGAUUGGUUUUCAUUCAUUUGUUCCCCCCAAAAUUCAAAUAAGCCAUACUAACUACAUGACUUCGAGACAGAAUCCAA
Syngnathoides biaculeatus (alligator pipefish) is the source of this 1600-nucleotide messenger RNA. RefSeq names its product paired related homeobox 1b (gene prrx1b). The transcript has 4 exons. Gene Ontology annotation, molecular function: DNA-binding transcription factor activity, RNA polymerase II-specific; DNA binding. The record is from RefSeq and is a predicted model, not a curated record. The coding region runs from base 213 to 950 and encodes 245 amino acids. NCBI's taxonomy places the organism in Eukaryota, Metazoa, Chordata, Actinopteri, Syngnathiformes, Syngnathidae. Gene Ontology annotation, biological process: regulation of DNA-templated transcription.